Messenger RNA from Peromyscus leucopus (white-footed mouse), 1262 nucleotides. RefSeq names its product regucalcin-like. Bases 103 to 1128 code for a protein of 341 amino acids. The record is from RefSeq and is a predicted model, not a curated record. Gene Ontology annotation, molecular function: enzyme regulator activity; calcium ion binding; gluconolactonase activity. Gene Ontology annotation, biological process: L-ascorbic acid biosynthetic process. The transcript has 6 exons. Lineage: Eukaryota; Metazoa; Chordata; Mammalia; Rodentia; Cricetidae.
GGCAGGGAGUGGCGGUCGCCACCCAGCCUGGGGCCCCUGAAGAUCCUCACCCGGUGAGGUCUGUGAACAGAGAGGCCACCAAGUCCCGGCAGGGAGCCACAGAUGUCACUGCCCCCUCCCACUUCCUGCAGCAUGGCGUCGCCCCAGCCCCACAUCCAGGCUGUAGUCACCGAGAGGCAUCGGAUGGGCGAGUGUCCCGUGUGGGAGGAGGCCACGGGGCAGCUGGUCUACGUGGACAUCCUCGCGCAGACCGUGUGCCGCUGGGGCCCGCACGAGGCGCAGGUGCAGACGGUGCGGCUGGGAGACCCCGUGGGCUGCGUGGCCCUGCGCGACAAGGACCCAGGCAGCUACGUGGUGGCCGCGGGCACGCGCGUGGGACUGCUGGACUGGGACUCGCAGGACGUGCAGUGGGUGGCGCAGCUGGACGGACAGACGCCUGGCAUCCGGGUCAAUGAUGGCAAGGUGGACCCCGCGGGGCGCUUCGUGACAGGCACCAUGCCCGAGCCCCUGGCCCCCGGGGUGUGGGAACCCGCGCAGGGCGCCCUCUACUCGCUCCACGGGGAUCACGUGGUGCGGAAGCUCGCCGACCGGCUGGGCAUCUCCAACGGGCUGGACUGGUCACCUGACCAGCGCACGUUCUACCACGUGGACAGCCUGGACUACGCCGUGUACGCCUAUGACUAUGACGUGCAGGCGGGCACCAUCGGUGAGCGUGGGGGCGCCCUUGUGCCCAUGUCCCUUCUCGCCGUGGCCCCGGCGCCCACAGCGUCCGUGUCCCGUGUCCUCGCAGAGAACCGCCGGCUCCUGCUCCAGCUGCCGCGGGGCGGGGCGAUGCCCGACGGGCUGUGCGUGGACAGCGCAGGGUCGCUGUGGGUGGCGUGCAUCGACGGGGGCCGCGUGAUCCGCGUGGACCCGCACACGGGGUCACGAGUGGGAACCCUGGAAUUCCCCGUGUCCCGAGUCACUUCCUGCUGCUUCGGUGGCGCUGACUAUGCGGAUCUCUUCGUGACGUCAGCAGCCGACGGGCUGAGCGCGGAGCAGCUGCGGGGGGAGCCGCAGGCGGGUCACGUGUUCAAGGUCUCCGGCCUGGGCGUUCGCGGACGCGCGUGUUUCCCCUUCGUAGGCUGAGGCCAAGUCCUGUCCAGGUGACCCCGUGACCCCAUGACCCCUGCGAACCCCCGUGACCCCCAUGACCCCUGCGAACCCCCGUGACUCCCGUGUCCCCUAUGACCCCCAUCAUAAAUCCUGCUGUGUUUCCACGA